ACGGCGGACAGGUCGGUCCCAGCGUCCGCCGGUGUCUCCUCCGGGGGACAGUGUCCCUGAUAUCUGCUGUACACUCAGACGUCCAUCUUUACCGAUGUGCGAGUUUGUCUCGUGAUAAAUAUGUAACGCUGUGGACCGCGCUGGAAGGGGCGUGGCUAGCAAGUAGUCACGUGACGGAACCAGGAAGUAAAGGGACGCGGUUCGUGUGGCCGGAGACGGUGGACAGGUCGGUCCGGACGGCUGUCCCUCCUCAGUGUCCAGCUGGUGUCUGCUGUGGCGUCUCGUGUCUCCUGUUUGACUCGUCGUCUCGCCGUCCAGCUCCAGCCCCUCCCCCGUCCCCGGUGAGACGGGACGAGGGCCAUGCCGGUUCCCGCCAUGGCCGAGCCGGCGGUCAGUCACCAGAGACGCUUCCAGGCCGCCGUGGACGUCAUCCACAACCUGCCCAAGAACGGCUCGUACCGUCCCUCCUACGAGGUGAUGCUGCGGUUCUACAGCCUGUACAAGCAGGCGGUGUGUGGACCGUGCAGCGUGUCUCGACCCGGCUUCUGGGACCCGGUGGGACGCUACAAAUGGGACGCCUGGAGCCGGCUGGGACAGAUGAGCAGUGAGAGCGCCAUGGCUGCUUAUGUUGAUGAGAUGAAGAAGGUGGCUCAGGAGGUCAUCGACACCAUGCCCAUGAACGAGAAGACGGCCUCCCUCUUCACACACUUCGAGCCGCUGUACCAGGUGAUCCACGACAUGCCGAGGCCGCCGCCGGAGCUGCUCAGUCUCAGAGAGAUGAAGAGUUGUGGUGAAGACCAGGAUGUCCUCGACCCGCCCGUUGGACCUGGUGUGGAACAGGAAGUGGCGUCCUGUGGUCAUGUGACCAGCAGCUCUCACGACCCCCGGGUGGCGGAGGGCGUGGCGCUGACCAGCGACUCGGAGAGCGAGGUGUUCUGCGACUCGGUGGAGCAGCUGAGCGCGGCGGAGGCGUCCGACCCGCACACCAACGGCGUCCGCCACGGGGGCCGGCAGGCGGGGGCGGGCCACGGAGGGGAAGGGGCGGAGGACGGGCGGGGCCGCGGGCCCCACAGGAGAGCCCGGGACUCGGACCGGGACCCGGGGCGCGAGGCUCCCCGGCACGGCUGGAGAGAAGGCGGAGUCCCACAGGGCGGGCCCGGGCCCGGGCGGCGGUCCCCGGGGGCCGGCGGCGGGGCGGGGCCGGGCGGAGGCGACGGGGCGGAGCCGCACGACGCCCGCCUGCAGCAGCAGAUCGUCCUGGCUCUCCGGCGGCUCCGGGAGGACAUGAGGAGCGUGAUGGAGCGGCUGGAGGCCGUGGAGAGGCUGGCCGCCGCCCAGGCGCAGGCCUCAGACUGGAGACGCUGUGGGCAGUGUGCAGCUCCUCAGCAGGACAGCUGGUGGUCCCUGGACGUGUCCUCCUCCACCCUGCUGCUCCUGCUGCUCUGGCCCUUCGCCGCUCAGGCUCUGGUCUUCCUGCUGAAGAGGCUCCAGCGGCGGACGGGCGGAGGCUCGGAGUGAGGACGGGUGGAGGGGGAGGGGCUCCACCCGCCUCCGCACCACUGACAGUAAUCUGGAGUCCAGACGGCGGAGCGUCUUCCCGAGACGAGACUUUCUCUUCAUUACACCUGGAAUCGUCUCUGACCGCCGCGAUCUGAAGCUGGUGGCUGUUCUUAUCGCUGCUCAAUAAAUCCUGUAUUUAAUG
Molecule: messenger RNA, 1702 nt
Organism: Salarias fasciatus (jewelled blenny)
Lineage: Eukaryota; Metazoa; Chordata; Actinopteri; Blenniiformes; Blenniidae
Product: acyl-CoA-binding domain-containing protein 4-like
Exons: 10
Coding region: 361-1518 (385 amino acids)
Biological process (GO): fatty acid metabolic process
Cellular component (GO): cytoplasm
Molecular function (GO): fatty-acyl-CoA binding
Source: RefSeq, a predicted model, not a curated record